AUGGCUGGAGGUUCACGUUUUCCUGAUGGCACAAAUCCACCUAUGUUGCCUCCACCAUCUUCACCGCUGUUGGCGCAGCUGGUUCAAGUCGGUAUACAGCUCUGUAUCGUAUUCACGGUGCUCGUCUUCGAGUUCUUCUGGCUUCACUCCUCCUGCCCCUCUUGCCACAGGAAUGUGGUGAUUACUAGAUGUCAGAAGUGCAGCGGCGGAGGCUUACCAGUGGCCAGGUCUUCUUUCUCCACCGAGUCUGAACCAAGCGACAGGCGAGAAAUAAAAUUGUCCAUUCAUGUUCUUCAAUCAUCUUUAGAUGAAUAG
Fraxinus pennsylvanica is the source of this 315-nucleotide messenger RNA. The record is from the annotation of a GenBank genome assembly. Lineage: Eukaryota; Viridiplantae; Streptophyta; Magnoliopsida; Lamiales; Oleaceae.